ACGCGCCCGAGAUGGCAAGUCAGUGCAGUGAGAAGCUUACGAGCACCAACUAGGAAAAAUAAUACAAAUUUUUCAACAUGCAUCUCUCGACGAUCGUUCUGUGCGCCCUCGUGGCAGUAGCCGCAGCCGCUCCCGCCGAUCCCAAUACCACCCCAAUUCCCAUAGUCAAGCAGGCGUUGGACGGGCCCAAUCCAGACGGCACCUACAACUACAACUACGAAACCGCCAACGGCAUUCAGGUUGAAGAACAGGGCCAUCUCAACAACGUUGGCACCGAUCAGGAGGCUAUUGAAGCGCGAGGCAGCUUCAGCUACACAGGCACCGACGGUCAGACUUACCACGUCUCGUAUGUGGCCAAUGAGAACGGAUUCCAACCGGAAGGCAGUCAUCUGCCCACCACGCCGGCCGUGCCGCCACAAAUCCUGAAAGCUCUUCAAUACAUCGCCGAGCAUCCCGAGGAAAACGAAGAACUGCAAGAAAAAAAACGGAAUUAACGAAAAGAAGGAUUGAGAACCGACGAACCUCUCGAAGACGAGUCUCGGGAAGACGGGAACGAAGCCUGAAAACACCGAUCGCGCGUUGACAGGUAUUCGAUCCCGACGAAAACCCGCAGCAAUAUCGAAAUCACUUCGAAAUUAAUUUUUGUAUUUAUGCUCAGAGAAUUUUAUAUUUUUUUAUACACAUGUAUAUGAACACGAAAAACUCACACAAAGAUGUGUUGUAAAUAAAUUUCAUCGAUAUGCAAAA
Molecule: messenger RNA, 747 nt
Organism: Pseudomyrmex gracilis
Lineage: Eukaryota; Metazoa; Arthropoda; Insecta; Hymenoptera; Formicidae
Product: cuticle protein CP14.6-like
Exons: 2
Coding region: 78-494 (138 amino acids)
Cellular component (GO): chitin-based extracellular matrix
Molecular function (GO): structural constituent of chitin-based larval cuticle
Source: RefSeq, a predicted model, not a curated record